AUGAUCAAAGCCAUCUUCUACAGCAAGUUCGACACACAGGAGGGCCCGAAGGUCGUCCAUCAGGUCCCCGAUGGAGCUAUUAGCCCUUCAUCAACCGCGCCCGCGCAGCCCCUCUUAACUUUCUCCGACAUCUCGUUCUUCGUGAUCCCGCGCCAGGAGCUUUGCGGCAACCUCCUCCAGGUCUGCACUAAUGGUUACCGUAUCCUGGGAUACCCAAUCUGCAUGAAAUCCCCUCGCUACGACCGCAAUGAGUUCAUCUUCAACUUCUGCGUGGUGCUGGCUGAGGAGGACGAUUUCAGCACCUACAAAAGUGUGGUGCAGAAGCUGGCCGAUAUGAUGCAUGCUCUUGAGGAACAAAAUGGGUUCCUGUCACGAGAUUUCUCGAAAAGUGGUGAAGGCAAGGUAUACAGUCUUUGCGAGAUGCUGAUGGAGGACCUUAAUAACUACUGCGAGUGCAUGAUACCCAUUGAUGAACUGAAUACACUGAACAUCAAGUUGUUCCCUAUUUAUCCUUCUCCGCCGCCUGUCAAGGCUUGGCAGGUUCCUCUAUUCACAGUGCGAUACCAUGCCUUCAUGGAUGAGAACUGGGACCUGACCUUGCAACGGAUCGUACCUCAUAUCAACGGCGUCAAUAGCGUUCGCAUUAUCUCCAUCUUAGCCGAUACCGACUUUUCCCUCACCUGCCGCGCAAUCCGACACCUAUUAUACUACGGCUGCCUAUUCAUCCUAGACAUCUUCUCCUUCUCCGCAAUCUACGCGCCAACAGCACAAUUUAGCUGCACGAUAGCCGCAGACGAAUCCAUGCAACUCGAAUGUGCACGCUACGUGAAUACCCGCUUCGCACCACAUCCCGCCAUCGGCCCUCGCACACCCCUUCCCCCAGUACCAGCCGCAGGAACCAGCGGAAACAGCAGUGUCGCCGCCGGUCCCUUAGUAGGCUCCCUCACCGACCAAGCGAUAAGCGUAUCGCGCGAAGAGUCCCGCUUCGACGCCGAAGAAAUCUGGCCCUUACUAGGCGGCGAAGACACGAACGGGCUACCACACACGCCCGAAACACCAGAUCACGAUAUCACGCAUGUAGGUCAAUUCCCGAAGGUAGUAGAUGGCGUAGGCAUCGUCGAGCUGUACGCCAGCCUGAAACAAGGCCAGAGCGUCAAGCAAUGGUACUCGCAACACAGCCGCGAACUGGCCAACAUCGAUAUCCGGCGCUUCAUAACUUUCGGUGUGAUCAAGGGCUUCCUUUACCGCGUGCACAAAUACGCUUGUGCAACUGGACAACCGGCAUCCGCGCCGCGUUCUUCAUCUGUCCUUCCUGCUCGUGACUCGACUGGUCCGUCGUCUCGUGCUACAACAGGGACGAAUACGCCAUACAUGACGUCUAGUGUUGGGGAGGAAGCACCGAUAUCAUCGGCAGCUCGGCGUGAAACGAGUCGUGAGCGUGCGCCGUCGUUUCAGAGUGGGGGUCGUGGUGGAGUUGGAGGGAGUGGGCCGUCGGGAUUAUUUGAGGAUGAAGAAGAGGAGAUUGAUGAUCGUACCUUGUCGAAGUAUCUUGAUGGGACCCAUUGUCUUGAUCAGAUCUGUACGGAGCUGGAGAUUAGUGAGCGGGAGUUGACGGCUCGAUUGAAGCGAUAUCCUGGGGAGGUGUUGAUUGUGCAUCGGUAA
This is a messenger RNA of Penicillium maclennaniae, 1662 nucleotides long. RefSeq names its product nitrogen permease regulating protein NPR2. The transcript is spliced from 4 exons. The coding region runs from base 1 to 1662 and encodes 553 amino acids. Gene Ontology annotation, biological process: positive regulation of autophagy; negative regulation of TORC1 signaling. Gene Ontology annotation, molecular function: GTPase activator activity. Gene Ontology annotation, cellular component: vacuolar membrane; GATOR1 complex. The record is from RefSeq and is a predicted model, not a curated record. NCBI's taxonomy places the organism in Eukaryota, Fungi, Ascomycota, Eurotiomycetes, Eurotiales, Aspergillaceae.